This is a messenger RNA of Perkinsus marinus ATCC 50983, 1143 nucleotides long. RefSeq lists its product as hypothetical. The record is from RefSeq and is a predicted model, not a curated record. Gene Ontology annotation, molecular function: nucleic acid binding; zinc ion binding. NCBI's taxonomy places the organism in Eukaryota, Perkinsozoa, Perkinsida, Perkinsidae. The coding region runs from base 1 to 1143 and encodes 380 amino acids. The transcript has 2 exons.
AUGUCGAUUGCACUUUCUGAGUUAGAAGGUGUGAUCAAAGGUCUACGUGAUAUUUUAAGUACCCAACAUCAAAUUGCUACUAUUCGUUCUCACUCUGUUGGUGUGAAACUUAGUAACAGUCUACAGCUUCCUUCAUUUAAUUGUGAUGAUGGUGAUGACUGGCAGUUCUUUAUUAAAGCUUGGGAGCGUGUUAUUGGGUUGGCUGGUACUAUUAGUGAGGGUACCAAGUUGGAGCUGCUGCAUCAAAGUAUUAAGGGCUCUGGUAGAAAAAUUGCUGAUGCCUAUGUUAAUGGUGUGAAAACGUCUUAUCCGGGUCUCAAAGAAUACCUUCGGACUACUUAUGAGCUUUCUACCCAGUGUAGACGUGUUAAAGUUUUAAAGCGUUAUAAUGCGUUGAAACUUAAUAGUCAGCCAUCUUUGACCGACUUUAAGAAGUUUCAGGCUCAGUGGAUUCUGGCUUGCCAACAACUCGCAGAGCUUGGCAUUGGUCUGGAGGAUAAUAAGAAGACCUUGGACUUCUUAGAGAAGCUCCCGAUUGAGAUCACCCGAUAUGUUAAUCUGCAAUAUAAGGAGGUCAUAGAGAAGGUUGACAUUGACAAGAUGAUUGAGGUGGUCAAAGUAUACUGUGAACAUACCUAUGGUGAUAAGGAGAAUGUCGAUUCAGGUCUACAAGUUGCCGGUGUUGCUAGCAAUGGUUCAAAAAAUAGAUCAUUGUGCCGUUUUCACCAGAAAGGUCAUUGUAAAUUUGGUGAUAAGUGUCGAUAUCGACAUGGCGGCACUGAUGAUAGAAGUUCUUCCAAGGAUAAACUUAACUGGCGGAAGAGCCACCAGGGUAGGAAGUGCUAUAAUUGCCAAAAGUUUGGGCAUAUAGCUGCUAAUUGUCCUUUGAAACAGGUCAAUGAUGUGCCGAUUUUGACGAGUACUUCCCCGGAGAUAGCUGUGGUGAAUCCCAGCUCUAUACCUGUGCCUCCUGUUCCUGAGUCUGGUAAUGCUCUUAUUGGAAGUCAAAAGACUUUGGUUGGUGACGAUACAAAAUCUACUACGGUUAAAGUAUGGCCUACUGUAACUGCUUUAUCUGAUGGUACGAGUUCAUAUUUGCCGUGUUUCAAGAUGUCAGUUGAUUGGUAUCUGCUGGUGAGUUAG